AUUCCCCGUGCCUAGGCAGGGGAAUGGCAGCGAUUCCCACACCUCACCAGGGGACUCGGCAGCAUCUCCCAGACCUCACCAGGGGACUCGUAUCUCCCAGACUUCAUCAGGAGACUCACAGCACUUCUCAAACCUCACCAUGGGAGUUGCAGCAUCUCCCAAACCUCAUCAGACUGACCCCAAAAAGAGGACCUGAGCUAUCUCAUGCCUUGUCUCGGUCUUCUCUCCCCCUAAGAGCUCCUUCUGAAGCAUGGCAGCAGCUUCUUUCCGCUACGGCAUGACCAUCACCGGGGCCGUGCUGCUGGUGACGGGGACGCUGUGCUUCGCCUGGUGGAGUGACGGGGAGGUGGGCGCCCAGGCCAGCAGUGGGGCUCACCUCCUGCCUCCCCGGGAAGCCCAGGCAGUUCCCAGCUCCUCCUCCUCCUCCUCCUCCUCCUCCUCCUCCAACGCCCUGCUCCGCUCCGCCAGCUUCUUCUGCUGCGGCAUCGGUGGAAUCCUUCUCCUCUUCGGGCUGCUCUGGUCUGUGAAAGCCAACGCCAGGGUCGUGUCCCGCCGCUACCAGUACCAUUUCCCCAGGGACCUGCAGUACUUCACCGCCGAGCCUCUGGAGAAGUGGAACUGCAGCACCUGGGAUGCCACCGCUAUCCCCACCUACGAAGAAGCACUGACCUGCAGACCCGCCCAUGGUGCCCCAGCCUACAUCCAGCCCCCGGGGAGGACGGAGGAGCUCACACCACCCCUGUACCACUACCCGGAGGAGGAUGAGAGCUGGCAGGGCGGCCGGCGGCGCAGCUCCUCUGACAGCGCCUUGUUCCGCCCCAGCCCCUGCUGGCUGGAGACCCAGCAGCCCGGGGAGCCGCGGGCAACGCCGCCCCCCAGCUACGACAACAUCAGCGCCCGGGGCAACUGAGCCGCUGGAAGCGUGGGGCUGGGACUCUGCGGGUGCCUGGCCAGCCCCUCCGCUCUACAUCGAGCCCCUUCCUCUCCUGGGGUGAGGAGAGGGCAAUGGGCCCAGCUGGCUUCCUGAGCGGUCGUUUGGGGCUGUUGGGACGCCGGCCCUGUGGGUGAUGUGUUGGGGCACUGGAGGGGGUAACUGGCAUGUUCGAAAGCCUUCCUGUUUGUAAUAAACCACUGCUGGCUGCA
Pogoniulus pusillus (Red-fronted tinkerbird) is the source of this 1143-nucleotide messenger RNA. It is a transcript of the gene TMEM61, whose product is annotated as transmembrane protein 61. The coding region runs from base 251 to 910 and encodes 219 amino acids. NCBI's taxonomy places the organism in Eukaryota, Metazoa, Chordata, Aves, Piciformes, Lybiidae. The transcript has 3 exons. The record is from RefSeq and is a predicted model, not a curated record.